Rhizophagus irregularis DAOM 181602=DAOM 197198 is the source of this 490-nucleotide messenger RNA. The record is from RefSeq and is a predicted model, not a curated record. Lineage: Eukaryota; Fungi; Glomeromycota; Glomeromycetes; Glomerales; Glomeraceae.
AAAAAAAUGGUUCAAAAUAAAAUCUUCUUUAUCUUAUUUUUUAUGAUCCUCUUGAUUAUUUCAGUACAAUCUGUACAAUCUCCAAAGAAUUCCACCGGAGAAUAUCGUAAAUACAGAGGAGUGGGAAAUAGAGAAGAUGCUCGAAAAGGUGAAGAUGCCGGGCAUGUCGCUCAUGAAAAACGUAGAUAUAAACGAAAAAGUUUUAUAAAGAAACGCGAAUUUAUCAAUCAACUUAACGUAUGAAAAUUUAUAUCCAUAUAUUUCCGAAUGAUAAUGGAGUAAAUUACCCGUUUUUUUCGUUUUUUUUCAUUUUUUUUCCAUUUUUUUUCCAUUUCUCAAACGAUAAUUAUUAAUCAAUCUAAGAACAAUAUGAAAUUUAUGUAUUAGUUUUAAAUUUAUUUUUUUAAGGUUUCAAGAUUUUGUUAUUUUAAUUAAUUAAUUACAUUUAUCAUAAAUGAUAAUUUUUAUCUGUAUAAAUAAAUUGAACUUA